GUAAGGAGUGGCGGGAUGUCACGUGUCCUCUCAUCCCAGCCAUUGUCCAGAGUCACGUGGUGUCACCGGCACAGAAGAUGCUGCUGCUAACGGGGGUCCCAGGGCACAGGAUCUCGUCUCCAGCUGUGGUCUUCCCCUUCUGGUGUCUCUGACAGUGGAGAAUGGUGGUGGACGCCGCUCGCCAGGCCUAUAACACAAUGUCGUCUACAUCUUCUGAUAAGAGUGAGGCCCACUCCAAGAAGAAGUCCUCUCAGAUGAACGGCUUCCAUGUGCCCCCGCAGCCUGGUCCCAGCAGGAGCCUGAGUAGGAGCCUCUCGUCGGGUGUGGUGGCCCAGCGGAGGCUCUCGGGGUGCGCGCUCUACGGGGGGGCAUGUAGUUGGCUGCGUCGCAGUGAGAGCUCCUGCACCCUCAACAGUAGCAGCAGCAGCAGCAGCUCCCGGGGCAGAAUGCGUCCUGCCGGGUCUCUGCCGUCCAUCAGUAAGGCUGCUGACAGCAAGGCCAUAAAGAGGACCUCCUGCCUCCUUGUCGCUCUUCGGCCCACCAAUGUGGAGCAGGAGCGUGAUAAUUUCUUCCUCUCCAACUAUAGCUACAACCCACAAUUCCAGUAUCAGGAACCCAUGUCCCUCAGUGUGCUGGAGAAAUACAGCCAAGCAUCGAACCAGUUCCUGGUCCAGUCGCUGAGAAUACUGAACGCGGUCCUGGACAAAUAUGGAAGUUAUGAAAGCUUUGAGUCACAGACUGGAGGAAAUCUGCUCAGCAAGUGUCAGAUCUGGUCGUGUUGUCGGCGGUACAUGCAGAAAGAGAACUGCAGCGGUGAGGUGGUGGUCCAGCUGACCGAAGACUUGCUGUCUCAGGCGGUCAUGACAAAUGAGAACAGCCGUCCGACACUAACCAUCAACUUACUAGGUGCACGGCAGCACUGGCUGGAGGGGAUGCUCCGACACGAGAUAGGGACGCAUUACUUGCGAGGAGUGAACGACGCUCAGCAGCCCUGGCAUGGUUCAGAAGGUCGCAAACAAUUUGGAUUGAAGCCAGCCAACCCCACAGAGGAAGGCCUGGCUAGCCUGCACAGCGUGCUUUUCAGGAAACACCCCUACUUGUGGCGCGCUGCCCUCCUCUACUACGCCAUCAGUCGUGCCGCCACCUGCAGCUUCUCCAACCUGUUUAAUGACCUGCAGCAGUUUGUAGAAGACCCUGCUGUGCGGUGGGAGUACUGUGUGCGGGCCAAGAGGGGCCAGAAGGACACCGGACAACCAGGCUGCUUCAGCAAAGAUCAGGUCUAUCUGGACGGCAUCAUCCGCAUCCUGCGACACCGCCACUCCAUUGACUUCCGCCUGCUGACUUCUCUGGGAAAGGUCGCCUUCGAGGACGUGGAGCGGCUUCGUCCAUUUGCUCAGAUGAAGGACGCUCGUCUUCCUCACUUCAUGCAGGACAUGGAGAAGUAUCAUCACCAUCUGAAUCACAUCAUGGUGAUGAACCAGCUGAGCGACGAGGAGCUCCGGAGCCUUCUCCCAGACUGACACGCUCUUUCUAUAUUUAUUCAUGGGGGACUGGACUUUUCUAUUGGGUCACACGAGCCUCACCUUUUUUAUUCUUACGCUUUUUAUUAGUUUUAAUAACGCUCUGAAGGUCCCGGGGAUCGUGGAAGGUGUGAUCCCCAUGGUUGUGUGUUGUGGCCCCGGGCUCUGUUUAUUAAACGGACUGAUCCUCGUCA
This is a messenger RNA of Bufo gargarizans (Asiatic toad), 1714 nucleotides long. RefSeq lists its product as uncharacterized. The transcript has 7 exons. The record is from RefSeq and is a predicted model, not a curated record. The coding region runs from base 162 to 1520 and encodes 452 amino acids. Lineage: Eukaryota; Metazoa; Chordata; Amphibia; Anura; Bufonidae.